UCGCGCAACGGCCAUCGUCGACUGUUGCACCGACAGCCAAAACAGCCAAAGGACUGACCUACCAGCUUUGUUUCCUAUCUUGCACCACCCCGUGUUCGUCCACUCGCGAGUCGACGCCAACCGUUCUUCAUGGUCGCUUAUUCUGCUCAAUCACCAUCUCUUCACAAACCGACCCCUCCACGCAAGAUGGCGAAGUUCCGAGCGAGCAAUGUGCUGGGUGAUCCUUUUGCGCUCGCAACCAUCUCUAUUUCCAUUUUGGCGUGGUUGAUCGCAUUUGUCGCAUCCAUCUUCUCCGAUGUUAAGGGGGGGUUCCCCAAUUACUCGUGGUGGGCUAUCGCCUACAUGUUCUGUGUCAUCACUGGGAUCACCGUCGUCUUCGGUUCGGAUACGGGCCAUGUCUAUAACGUUGCACUUGUUGCGUACCUGGCUGCGGGCCUGGUCUUCACUACAUUGGCCCCGAACACGCUAGUAUAUCAGAAGCAAGCAUCUGCACAAGCGGCAGGGGCUGGAUUUAUCCUUCUGUCCAUGGUGAUUAUUGUGUGGAUCUUUUACUUUGGUUCCAGUCCUCAGGCCUCUCAUCGCGGCUUUAUUGAUUCGUUUGCCCUCAACAAGGAGCAAAAUGGAUACGGAAACAACCCACGGCAUAUGUCGAACGUUUACGGCAACCGUCCCGAGACCUCGACCAGCCAGAUGCCCCAGAUGUACACUUCUGCUCAACUCAACGGCUUCGAAACAUCGUCCCCCGUGUCUGGGUACCCCGGCGGUCCUCCUGGUGCUGAAAACCCCCACGCGUCCCGGUUCGGUGGUUCGGUGGCUGGCAACCCUGGCGAUAUUCCGAGCGAAGUGCCUCAACCGACCGAGUACCCAUACCGCGCCAAGGCAAUUUACUCGUACGAUGCGAACCCAGAAGACGCCAACGAGAUCAGCUUCUCGAAGCACGAGAUCCUGGAAGUAUCCGACGUCAGCGGGCGAUGGUGGCAGGCCAGAAAAGCAACAGGCGAAGCGGGUAUUGCGCCAUCGAACUAUUUGAUUCUUCUGUGAUCGAUUGGGUUUGGUUUUGGCAAUAUGGCGUAUUCCUUGUUCUUGUUCUUUUCGGGUGAUGUUUGCUACUUUCGUCAUACGUUUAAAAAGGACGAGAAAAGACCUUUUUUUUUUCUUGAUCCUUUUAUUUUGUUAUUGAUUGAUACCCUCCCUUGUCGGAUCUCUUGGUGUGAUUCUGGUUACAAGAUUAUGUCAUG
Molecule: messenger RNA, 1238 nt
Organism: Aspergillus ruber CBS 135680
Lineage: Eukaryota; Fungi; Ascomycota; Eurotiomycetes; Eurotiales; Aspergillaceae
Gene: sho1
Product: osmosensor SHO1
Exons: 4
Coding region: 130-1041 (303 amino acids)
Molecular function (GO): protein binding
Source: RefSeq, a predicted model, not a curated record